Messenger RNA from Oncorhynchus kisutch (coho salmon), 6549 nucleotides. Its product is annotated as kinesin-like protein KIFC3. Gene Ontology annotation, biological process: microtubule-based movement. The coding region runs from base 329 to 3139 and encodes 936 amino acids. The transcript has 20 exons. Gene Ontology annotation, cellular component: microtubule cytoskeleton. Lineage: Eukaryota; Metazoa; Chordata; Actinopteri; Salmoniformes; Salmonidae. The record is from RefSeq and is a predicted model, not a curated record. Gene Ontology annotation, molecular function: microtubule motor activity; ATP binding; microtubule binding.
AGGAGAGAGAGUGGAGGGGAGAAGAGAAGGAGAGACAGAGAAUCACACAGGAGCUGCUGGUCAGUGCAGUGAUGCUGCUGCAGCAGAGAGGAGAGGGGCUGCAAAGGAAUGAACAAUAACAGACCAAACAGGGAGAACAUGGAAUGUUGUGGUGGAAUGCAGAAUGUUGUGGAGGAAUGCAGAAUGUGGGAUUGUCUGGAACGGACAUCAUUAAUGACAUGAAGACAAGUAUGGAGUGAGCCGAGGCAGUGUUGGACCGUGACAGUGUUUCCCUGGGUAUCUAGUUCCGUGACUGUCACUGUAACAGUGAGUCCCAGACGGAGGGGAGAUGUAUGCCUUCUACUCCCUGCUAGUUUACAUCUUCUACACUGUCUUCAAGAAGGAGGAGGAAGAAUCCCUGGGAGCUGCUCAGGGCGGAGCCUCAGCGGAGCCAGGACGUGUUUCCAUGGAAACAAGGAGCAGGAGGAUAAAAGGCCACACCCCCAGGAAGGAGAGGAAGAAAAGGGGGCGUGGCAGCAGGUUGAGUGACUCCAGCAGUAGCAGUGAUAGUGACGGCCUGUCCCUGAGUGAUGAAGAUGAUGGUGGAGGUGGUGAAGUGCCUGAUAUCCCAGCAUGCACUCCUCUGGGUGCCUUCCUGUCCUUUAAACAAGAGAACGAGAAAAGGAGGGAGGUCCAGGUGCAGCUGGAGACGGCAGGAAAGUUGAUGUCUGAGUCUCCCUUGGUGGCGGUGAUGUCCCACUUGCUGAGUUUUCUGGAGCAGUACUCCCACCUCCAGCAGCUGCAGCAGCAGGCUGAUCAGUACCGGGUCCAGCUGAAGAGGCACCGGGCCCAGCACCGCCGCCAGAUGAAGACCCUGAGGACAUCGUACCGUCAGAGGCUGAGAGAUAAGAACAGCGUCAUCGACAGCCUGGAGGAGGUCAUCACCACCCAGCAAUACACACCGAGCACCCCUGGGAGCGACGGUGAGUGUGGUGCUGAUGUCCCUGGUGCCGGGGCAGGGCUCCACAGGCUGGUAGAGUCUCUGUAUGGACUACAGGGAGAGAAGAGCCAGCUGAGGGGAGAACUACGGCUGCUGCACUCCCAACUGGAGCAGAGAGAACAGGACCGACACUCACGAGUACAGGUCUUCCAACAUCAGAUCGACGAACUGAAGAGCUGCAUUGAGGAGCGGGAGGAGGAGCUGUCCAGACUGAGAACGGACUCUGGAGCCACAGACUCGGAGAAGCGGGUUGUCUGUCUGUCAGCGGAGAACGAGAGUCUGAAACAGAGUCUGACUGUCACCCAGGGCCUCCUGCAGCAGCUCUCUGUCAUCCCCUCCCAGUCCAGCUCUGUACUCAUCAAGGAGAAUGAGAACCUGCGCAGCCGGGUGCAGCACCUGGAGAGUUCCCUGCAGCAGAGGGCUGAUCAGCUGUCUCACCUGGAGCGACAGAGCGAACAAAGCGAGUGGAGGAGAGGAGAGGAGCAGAGGAGAAGAGAGGAGAGAGUGAGGGAGCUGCAGCUAGAGCUGGAUAAAGAGAGGGCCAAAGAGCCACAGGUCAAGAUUGUUACUCAAACUGUGGAGGUGGAGUCACCGGCGACGCUGAGGCAGUUGGCUGAGGCCAGAGAGAGGAACGAGCAGCUUUCAGAGAAACUGACCAAUCAGAAUGAGAAGUGCAGACAACUGGAGGAGCACAUCAGGAAGUCAGAUGAAUUCAGCUGUAACCUGCAACACAAGAUUGCAGCGUACGAGCGGGAGAUCAGUGUACUACAGGAGGAACUGCUGAAGGAGAUAGGUCACCUGGAGGAGAAGAAGGAGGAGGCUGUAAAGGCUGCAGCGACCUGCUCCGUAGAACACUUCCAGAGCCUGCAGGACCAGUUCUUUAACCUGCAGAAGCGUCUGACAGCGCUCCCUCCGACCCUGCGCACCAUGAAGACAGACUAUGCCAGCCUGAGGAGCCAGGUCCGCAACUUCUCCGACUUCUACGGAGCAGCCAUCACCGACGCCAAGAAACAGAUAUCAGCAGCUAUGAGUGAGAUGUCGGAGGCCAACAAGGACCUCCUGGAGAAGUACAGGAAGGAGGUGGCACUGCGGAGGAAGUACCACGAGCAGCUGGUCGAGCUCAAAGGCAACAUCCGUGUGCUGUGCCGUGUGAAGCCGGUUCUGAAGGAGGACCAGCAUGAGGAGGGCCAAUCGGUGGUGGUAACCACGGACCCCAACAACGAAUCAGCUCUCUCCGUGCUGAAAGGGCAGGGCCGAAGCCAUGACUUUGAACUGGACCGUGUCUUCCACCCUCAGGCCACUCAGGAAGAGGUCUUCCAGGAGAUCGAGCCUCUUGUGACAUCCUGUAUAGAUGGAUAUCACGUCUGCAUCUUUGCCUAUGGGCAGACUGGCUCUGGGAAGACCUACACCAUGGAGGGCAGCACAGAGAACCCAGGCAUCAACCAGCGUGCUCUGAAACACCUGUUUAGUGAGAUAGAGGACAGGAAGGACAUGUGGACGUACACCGUGACUGUCAGCUCUGUGGAGAUCUACAACGAGGUGCUCAGAGACCUGCUGAGUAAGGAUGGAGAGAAGCUGGACAUUAAGAUCAACCCAGACGGAACAGGACAGCUGCACGUCCCUGGACUCCGGCUCAUAGAGGUCAAGAGCUUCCAACACAUCAAGAAACUUCUGGCGCAGGCGCGUCGUAACAGGAUCACCUUCGGGACCCAGAUGAACCAGCACAGCUCUCGUUCUCAUGCCCUCCUCAUGAUCACUGUGCUGGGGACUGACCUGGCCAGCGGGGCCAAGACCACAGGCAAGUUGAACCUGGUGGACCUGGCUGGCUCUGAGAGGGUCUGGAAGUCAGGAGCUGAGGGAGAGAGGCUGAAGGAGGCCCAGAACAUCAACCGCUCCCUGCUGGCUCUGGGGGACGUUAUCCAGGCUCUGAGGGGGAAGGAGAAACACAUCCCCUUCAGAAACAGUCGCCUCACAUACCUGCUGCAGGACUCACUGGGCAAGGGCAACAAGACGGCCAUGGUGGUGCAGGUGUCUGCUCUGGAGAGUAACGUGGGAGAGACCAUGUGUUCUCUGAAGUUUGCUGAGAGGGUUUGUAAGGUGGAGCUGGGGCCUGCGGCCAGGAAGAUACAGAGAGGAGGGGGAAGCCAUCAGUGUGACUAGAACUCCCCUUCCUGAAGUCAUCCAACUUCCUGUUCCCAUGGACGACCAGGACUCCAGGGUCUCAACAGACACGCAGCCAACCAAAUACAUCAACAAGCAAUAACAACAACAAACAACCCCCUCUGCCCAGUCAGCCAGUCAGUCUAUCAGUUCACCAGUCAGUCUAUCAGUUCACCAGUCAGCCAGCCAGUCAGUCAGCCAGUCAGUCUAUCAGUUCACCAGUCAGCCAGUCAGUCUAUCAGUUCACCAGUCAGCCAGUCAGUCUAUCAGUUCACCAGUCAGCCAGUCAGUCUAUCAGUUCACCAGUCAGCCUAUCAGUUCACCAGUCAGCCAGUCAGCCAGCCAGUCAGUCAAACUAUCAGUCUGUUUGUCAGUCAGUCAGUAUAAAAGCUACCAGGUGUGUAUUCAGUGAGAUUAAAUAUUGAGAAUAUUGCAGAUUCUCUAGUCUACCGAUCAUAAUGUCUGUUCAUGUCAUGCACAGGAGGUUGGUGGCACCUUAAUUGGGGAGAACACAUGGUUUCCAGGUGUUUGAUGCCAUUCCAUUCGCUCCGUUUCGGACCUUAUUAUGAGCCGUCCUCCCCUCAGCAGCCUCCUGUGAUGUCAUGUCUGUUGAACGUUCUGUAACGUUACAUCCUCCUGAACAGACCCCAGCUGUAACGUUACAUCCUCCUGAACAGACCCCAGCUGUAACGUUACACUCUCCUGAACAGACCCCAGCUGUAACGUUACAUCCUCCUGAACAGACCCCAGCUGUAACGUUACAUCCUCCUGAACAGACCCCAGCUGUAACGUUACAUCCUCCUGAACAGACCCCAGCUGUAACGUUACAUCCUCCUGAACAGACCCCAGCUGUAACGUUACACUCUCCUGAACAGACCCCAGCUGUAACGUUACACUCUCCUGAACAGACCCCAGCUGUAACGUUACACCCUCCUGAACAGACCCCAGCUGUAACGUUACACUCUCCUGAACAGACCCCAGCUGUAACGUUACAUCCUCCUGAACAGACCCCAGCUGUAACGUUACACUCUCCUGAACAGACCCCAGCUGUAACGUUACACCCUCCUGAACAGACCCCAGCUGAGUCUAAAAUUAUCCUGAUAAAGAAGGGCUAUGACUUGAGGUCUCCGUGACAACGUCAUCAGGAUAACAGAUAAGAUUGAAGGGAUAGGAUGUCUCUACUGUCUCCCGUCUGCUCCUGUUCAGAUAAGAAGUCUCUACGGUCUCCUGUCUGCUCCUGUUCAGAUAAGAAGUCUCUACGGUCUCCUGUCUGCUCCUGUUCAGAUAAGAAGUCUCUACGGUCUCCUGUCUGCUCCUGUUCAGAUAAGAAGUCUCUACGGUCUCCUGUCUGCUUCUGUUCAGAUAAGAAGUCUCUACGGUCUCCUGUCUGCUUCUGUUCAGAUAAGAAGUCUCUACUGUCUCCUGUCUGCUCCUGUUCAGAUAAGAAGUCUCUACUGUCUCCUGUCUGCUCCUGUUCAGAUAAGAAGUCUCUACGGUCUCCUCUCUGCUGCUGUUCAGAUAAGAAGUCUCUACGGUCUCCUGUCUGCUGCUGUUCAGAUAAGAAGUCUCUACGGUCUCCUGUCUGCUGCUGUUCAGAAAAGGCCCGUGUCAUCAGCUCAUCUGCAUGAUGCACCAACCAGUAUGACAUCAUCAUCAACAACACACUAACCCGAGUGCCAAGACAACCUCUACCUUUGAAACGUCCUACUAGAACCACAACUAAACAAAAAAUGCUGUUUCCUUUGACUGAAUUGCCAUGAGUUCUUCAUCAGGGGUUGUAUGUUUCAAGCAUCUCAGAAUAUGAGUGUUGGUCUAGGAUCAGGAAGUCCCUGUAGUUAUUAUAACCGUCUUCAUUAUGACCUGAGAGGCAAAACUGAUCCUAGAUCAGCACUUCUACUCAGAGACAUUUUGGGAAUACAGGCCUUGAAUGCUAUUUCCACCAUCACAAUGCUUAGAGAUGUUGCACCUUAAUGAAAUAUGUUCUCUAAGAGAGGAGUGUCACAGUAGAUACACAUCUGUGCUGUUCUAUUCUUACAGUAUUAAUUAUCAAGCUAUAUCUUCUAUAUGAUAACACGUGAGCUUCUUUGAUUCCAAUAUAGACAUGGCCUAUCUUAAAAAGGUACUGUAGUGUGUAGGAUCAAUCUGAGUUUUGUGUAAGUGAUGGAUUGGGCUGUACUAGCUCUGGUCCAGGGUGUUAGUACAGCUACCUUCAGGUAGUCUCUGGUCCAGGGUGUUAGUACAGCUACCUUCAGGUAGUCUCUGGUCCAGGGUGUUAGUACAGCUACCUUCAGGUAGUCUCUGGUCCAGAGUGUUAGUGUGGCCUGCUGAAGUCUCAGCAGGGGGCAUGUUACCUCCAUGGACCAGAGUGAAGGCUAUACCAACUUUCAAUGAUGACCUAUAUCACAAAAUGUGUCAUUAUUGUGAAGUUGGAAAAAGCGGUUUGUGGGUGUUAUCGUAUCUCUCUCAUACGGCCUAAUUCACUGGCUUUCAGUGAAGUGAGCAAUUACCUCUUUGCGUCCCAAAUGUUACCCUGUUCCCUAUAUAGUACCCUACUUCUGACCAGAACCCUAUGGGCCCAGGGGUGCUAUUUGGAACGCAGACGGAGAGUGAAGUAGGUAGCUAGCCCUGUGUGACAAUAUGAUAAAUAACAAAGUGCUGUUAUAAUAUGUGCAAUGCAGAUGUAGGAUGUUAGAUCACCCUGUUGCAGGAGAACCAUCCUGCAAUGCAGAUGUAGGAUGUUAGAUCACCCUGUUGCAGGAGAACCAUCCUGCAAUGCAGAUGUAGGAUCUUAGAUCACCCUGUUGCAGGAGAACCAUCCUGCAAUGCAGAUGUAGGAUCUUAGAUCACCCUGUUGCAAGAGAACCAUCCUGCAACGUAGGAAACAUAAAACUUGUAAUGUAUUUGUCAUUUCCAUUCAUGACUUGAUUUUCCAUUAUGAGCAAUGUAAUCAACCCUUACAAAAAAAAAGUCCAUUAAUUAUAAUCCACCGAAUAAUUCACAUCUCCUGUUGCUACAGGAUUAUUUUCCUGCUGUAGCAACCUGGCUCAAAUUAAGAUCCUACAUCUGUAGCCUCCUUUGAUAGAGAAACUUGGUGUGUUUCGGGGACUGGUGGGAAGCACUUUGUGCUUUUCAGGCCAAUUUAGGUGCUUUAGAUGUAUAAUUACUGAAAUAUCAUCAUACCAAAAAUGUCUUUGUUCAUUGUAGUCUGUUUUCCAUCGUAGUUGAACCCGACAGUAAACUGUUGGGUUAAUAGUAUAUUUUAUGUCAAUAGAGUAGCAAUGCAUUUCCUGUUGCAGUAACUUAUUAUACAAGUGGAUUAGGGUCACUUUACAAUCUGAUUGGUUAAGGAUCAGUUUUCAGCUGAUUUUCAAAAUAAAUUUGGAAUGAAAAUAAAAUGUGGGGGAACUCCU